This is a messenger RNA of Panicum hallii, 940 nucleotides long. Its product is annotated as ubiquitin-conjugating enzyme E2-17 kDa-like. Gene Ontology annotation, cellular component: nucleus. Lineage: Eukaryota; Viridiplantae; Streptophyta; Magnoliopsida; Poales; Poaceae. Bases 16 to 708 code for a protein of 230 amino acids. Gene Ontology annotation, biological process: protein polyubiquitination. The record is from RefSeq and is a predicted model, not a curated record. The transcript is spliced from 5 exons. Gene Ontology annotation, molecular function: ubiquitin conjugating enzyme activity.
CGGUCUAGUCCCCAGAUGGGCUCGCGGUUGGGCUUUCCACUGUUCGGCCUCAAGCCGCUGGGACCCACCCGUUGUGGGUCCCAGGGAAAGCUUCUGGAGCCACAGAAAAGGCACGGGCCCACACGCCUAGGUUCUCUCUUUCCCCCAAUCCUCUUCCUCUUCUCGCCGACCCCCCGACUGGCCCCGCCGGCCCUGCGUGUUCUCUCGCCCCGCUACGAACUCUUUGCCGAUUCCUCUCCACCAGGUCUCGAGUCGGCGGCGAUGGCGUCGAAGCGGAUCCUGAAGGAGCUCAAGGACCUGCAGAAGGAUCCCCCCACAUCCUGCAGCGCAGGUCCCGUAGGAGAGGAUAUGUUCCAUUGGCAGGCAACAAUCAUGGGUCCUUCAGAUAGUCCCUAUGCAGGUGGCGUGUUUCUGGUUUCGAUCCACUUCCCUCCGGAUUAUCCAUUCAAGCCACCAAAGGUUGCUUUCAAGACAAAGGUCUUCCAUCCAAAUAUCAACAGCAAUGGAAGCAUCUGCCUCGAUGUCCUGAAAGAGCAGUGGAGCCCAGCAUUAACUGUUUCCAAGGUGCUACUUUCAAUCUGUUCGCUAUUGACAGACCCAAACCCUGAUGAUCCGCUGGUUCCCGAGAUAGCUCACAUGUACAAGGUGGACCGAAGUAAGUACGAGACCACUGCGAGGAGCUGGACCCAGAAGUAUGCAAUGGGUUAGUAGGGAAUCCGUCCGUUAUAACAUACUAAUGGACCUAUCCCUUGUAUGGUACGAUUCCGGUAUUGUAAUAGCAACUAAAGUCGUAGGUCGAUGGUAACUGUUGAACAUAUAUGCAUUAGCGUGCCUUCAACAGAAUAAUAGAGUUUGAUAAACUCAGUGCCGGUGCUGCAUGAUUGACGUGGAUGGCAGAUCUGCUCAUAAGGUGUGAUUUUUGCACGCCACAUUUUUCUUC